AAUCCCUUCGGCUUCCACCGCCCUCCGAAUUUUCGCUUUUACACCAAAGAAGCCCACCACUGGCUCAACGGCAUGGUGACGAUCCACAUCUAGCCCAAAUUCUGAAGGCAGGAACCUCUGGGGUGUGUUUCAUCGGGUUAUGGGAAUCGGGAGGUGAACAUGGAUGUGGUGUCAGGUGUAUUACAAAUCGGACCGUGCGACACCGAAUGUGCAACACGAAAGGUCCGAGUUGGUGUUACAAAAACGGAUGGUCCAUUUUGUUGCAUGGUGAACACGCGGCACGCGAAUGUAGCUCCCCAAAGGGUGCCCCACAGACCAAAACGCGGGAUGUAUUAAGGACUCUCACCCACCAUCCGAGUUAUUACUUUGAGCCUUCACUUUCAACCUCAAAACUCCAUAGUUGUGCUUCCUUUCUCUGCUGCUGGUGGGUUUGCAUGGUGGAGAAAAUAACAAAAUGUCAAAAAAAAUAAAUUUAAAGAUGUUGAUCGCCCUGAGCUUCAUAUUAUGCACUAUCUUAGUCAUUCUGAUUAUAAAUUAAGAAUGUUGACCUGUGACCAUCCAGUUCCGCCGGAUCGGUACAACGAUCAAGUGGAGGAGCAUUUACGAGUUACUGGAUUCUAUCAUGCAUCUCAAAUUGGUGUCGUACAAAAUCAGAAAGCACUCGUGAAUGCUCUAAUCGAACGCUGGCACCCUGAUACACAUACGUUUCACCUUCCAAUUGGUGAAUGUGCCGUAACUCUUGAAGAUGUUGCUCUAAUUCUUGGUCUUCCGACGGAUGGUUUUCCAGUUACUGGGAUGACAAUUAGUAAUUUUUCAGCGUUGGAGGUGGAGUGUUUGCAUCAGUUUGGAAUUGCACCACGUAAGUCGGAGUGUAGAGGAUGCUGCAUAAAACUGACUUGGCUACGGAAUCUAAAAGAAAACAUUCAGUUGACUGAUGAAAUAAGUAUACAGAGGUAUGUGAAGUGCCACAUUAUGUUGUUGAUCGGGACGAUCUUGUUUGGGGAUAAAUCUGGGGCAGGUGUGCAUUGGAAGUUUCUACCCUUGCUUCGUGAUUUUGCGAGUAUUGGACAGUAUAGUUGGGGAUCGGCAUGCCUAGCACACCUCUACAGGGCGUUAUGCAGGGCAUCUCGUUAUAAUUGUAAGGAAAUGGAUGGUCCAAUAACACUUCUGCUCGGUUGGGCUUGGAUCCGACUGCCAUAUCUAUCGCCGCUUCCUAGGGAACCCCACAGUUUUCCACUAGCCAACAGGUGGCGUAACUGGGAGCGUGGUUACCGACGAUAUAGAUAUCUGAAUCUAGCUCACUUUAGGAAGGCCUUUGAUGAACUCCAGGAAGGCCAGUUUGUGUGGGUUGCAUAUGCUGUGGAUCGCGUGGAUCCGAACAUCAUUCCACAGGGAGUACCUCCUCAAGAGUGGAGUCUGGACAAGGCCAAUGGAGAAGUCCUGACUGGUCCUAAGAAUCUUAACUGGGCCACAAUACCGAGUCAUUCAAGUUGGGUUAUGCAUUGGACAAACAGGUAUAACUACGUCCUUUCUGAGCUUCCCAUGAAUUCACAGCAUCCAUUGGAAACUUACAUGGACUGGUACCGGUCAAAAUAUGGGGACCGCUUGAACUUGUCGAAUCUUGUGGGUCAAGACAGUGAUGAGGGUAAUCAGGAUAUGGAUGAGGGUAAUGAGGUUAUGGAUGAGGAUAAUGAGGGUAUGGAUGAGGAUAGUCAGGAUGCGGAUGAUGACAAUGUGGAACUGGAGCCACAGUCGCCGCAAACAUCUAUUCUGAAUCCACUUCCACAAGAACAACCUCAGUUCUCAAGCCAGUACGUACCUCAGACACAGUUCACCCCGUCAUUUCCAAUGCAUCAACAAUAUUGGGGUAUGUCACAGUUUGAACCCAGAGAAGGAGGUUCUUUUAGCCAAUUGCUUGGGUUCAUGGCUGCAGAUGCAGGACAAUCACAAUAUGGCAAUCAGCCUGAGUUCCUGGCGGGUAGGUAUUCAUUGGAUGCGGGGCUCCCGUGCCAUACCUCAUCGGUCGCUUCUGGAGGGUUCGUAUCUGUUGACUCUAAUAGAAGUGAAGGUGGAUGCGGAGUUCUUAAUAGUCAAAAUUCUAACCGUAUUUCCAUGGGACCUCUUCAAGAAGAUGCUAACACACCCGAGCUAGAUACGAAUGCGUAUAUAGUAGAUAACCCGAAUGAGGAGGAUGAAAUAGAGGAGUUCGAUGAGGAUGAGGAAUCCCACAAUGAUGGUCAGGCACACACUCCGGAUGACAAAGGCAAAUGUUACAAUUUGAGGAUUGAUCCGCCACGUCGCAGCGCUAAUCGAUAUACUCCAUCUGUGUUCAAAAGGGCCGCAAAGAAAUGCAAGAACUUUGUGAAUGAUGUAAAGUGGACAAUAAAAAAGUAGUUGUGGUGUAAUACUCUUAUUUUUGUCUUAAAAAUGUGGACUAUGUUUAGGAUACUUUGCAUGUGUUGGACAUUAUGUAUUAAUGAUUUGGACUAUUGUAUGUUUAGAGUAUUUAUGUAUUCAUAAUAACGUGGACUAUGGUAUGUUUAGAGAUU
This is a messenger RNA of Arachis duranensis, 2549 nucleotides long. RefSeq lists its product as uncharacterized. Gene Ontology annotation, biological process: meristem development; meristem maintenance. The record is from RefSeq and is a predicted model, not a curated record. NCBI's taxonomy places the organism in Eukaryota, Viridiplantae, Streptophyta, Magnoliopsida, Fabales, Fabaceae. The coding region runs from base 505 to 2394 and encodes 629 amino acids. The transcript is spliced from 6 exons.